Messenger RNA from Cinara cedri, 689 nucleotides. NCBI's taxonomy places the organism in Eukaryota, Metazoa, Arthropoda, Insecta, Hemiptera, Aphididae. The record is from the annotation of a GenBank genome assembly.
AUGGAUCCCAGUACCUAUGUUAAUAUGCAAUUUGCACCGGAGAAAAGUGGUACUGAAGUAGGUGGGGAGUUUGAAAAAUAUAGGACAAUUCAAUAUUAUUAGAAAGCCAACAUUUAGAAUCUUAAAAUUUAGCGAGCCAGAGCGUGAAUAGCGGUGCACCAUUAUACUUCGCACCAUCAUCAGUGUGCCACCCAUUACCUAUAGUUAGUGUAUCAAUGGCAGUGUGCCUGCCGGAAGACACUGCUGAGCACACGCCAUCUUCGACUGCCCAUAUUGGGAACCUUUCCGAUAGGCCUUCAUAUAUCGGUGGUAGGAACGUUGUUCUUAGUGACGUCCGAGAUCUACUCUGCGGCCCUAAGGACAUUCCGUCCCAGGACUUGGACCGUGCUAGACAUGAUCAAAUCGUGGCCGCUUCUUCUCGUGACACCCAGUACUACUACUGCAUGUUAGACGACAUACUGUGUCGCAAGGAGCAGGAUAAGAGGAUAAGGGAGGCGGAAGCAAGGGUCAACCAGUCGCCAUAUGACCACCACGUCUAAACGGCCCAGUUAGUCCGACUCCCUCUUCCACUAUGGUCCACUCCGACGGGGACCUCGAUGCUAGCGCAGGGUUGUGUAUAGGGUAUAGGUUAAUUUAUCAUUGAUUUUAACAUCACUCGUUGUAUUUUCUUUAAUGAACGACGGUAACAG